Messenger RNA from Pimephales promelas (fathead minnow), 3336 nucleotides. RefSeq names its product solute carrier family 28 member 1 (gene slc28a1). Gene Ontology annotation, molecular function: nucleoside:sodium symporter activity. Gene Ontology annotation, biological process: nucleoside transmembrane transport. The record is from RefSeq and is a predicted model, not a curated record. Gene Ontology annotation, cellular component: plasma membrane. NCBI's taxonomy places the organism in Eukaryota, Metazoa, Chordata, Actinopteri, Cypriniformes, Leuciscidae.
ACUCAUCCCAGCUCUACCCCGCCAUCAAUCCCAGCUCCAUCCCUCCACGCAUUAGAUCCACAGAGAGAUGGACGUCCAGAGAGGAGGAGCUAGAUGUCGUUGGAUGUCACUCUGCAGUGAACACUUGGCCUGAGUGGCUUCGACAUGCUGUCUGUCAGAGACGAUAACAUACUGUACAUAACACAUAACGCAUCACACAUCGGACAAAGAAGAUUUACAGCUGACGACCGUGUCGUAUGGGAAUGAAAAAGGUGUGGACAAUCCAGCAUUUGUGAAGGAGGAUAAAUUAGAAGAUGACCUAAGUGACAGUGAUAAAGAAGAGUCAGAGAGUGAAUCAAAAUCAUGGCUAAGCAAAGCAUGCAUGCCCAUCACGGCCGCAGAGAUCUUCUGCAAGGCACACUCCAAAAUAAUCAAAUACAUCGCUUUGGGAAUCUUUGCUGCAGGUUAUGUAGCAUACUUCAUUGCUGCAUGUUAUUUGGACUUCAAGAGGGCAGUGGCUCUGGUUGUCCUCACUUGUCUUGGGGUGUUCAUCAUCGUGUCCAAACUAGUGAAUAAGUACAUGGGUGACCGAAUAAAGAGGUUCUUCAAGCCUGCUCAAAGGUGUCUCAAAUCCAAUAUGAGAUGGAUAAAAUGGGUGUUCAUAGUAAUCGUGCUGGGACUGCUGGUGGCAUGGCUGGUCAUCGACACACGAAACCGCCCAGAGCAGCUCAUCUCGUUUGCUGGUGUCUGCCUAUUCAUUAUUGCCAUAUUUCUCUUCUCUGCACACAAAACUGCUGUGAGCUGGAGGACCGUCUUCUGGGGACUUGGUUUGCAGUUUGCCAUUGGCCUGUUUAUCAUUAGGACAGACCCUGGUUUUAUUGCCUUCGAUUGGCUUGGAAAGCAAGUUCAGAUAUUUCUGGACUACACAAAAGCCGGUUCAGGAUUUGUGUUUGGAGAGGACCUCAUUGAAAACGUAUUUGCUUUCCAGGCUCUGCCUAUAGUGGUGUUCUUCAGCAGUGUAAUGUCCGUGCUCUACUACUUGGGGGUGAUGCAGUGGGUCAUCACAAAGAUUUCCUGGGUAAUGCAGUUAACAAUGGGAACCUCCUCUACAGAGACUCUCAGUGUGGCAGGGAACAUUUUCGUUGGCCAGACAGAGGCGCCCCUCCUGAUUCGUCCUUAUUUGAAGGACAUGACCAAAUCUGAGAUUCACGCUGUCAUGACUGGAGGAUUUGCCACCAUUGCUGGGAGUGUUAUGGGGGCAUUCAUCUCAUUUGGGAUUGAUGCCUCGUCUCUGAUUUCUGCGUCAGUGAUGGCUGCCCCGUGUGCUUUAGCCAUCUCCAAACUAUCCUACCCUGAAACUGAAAAGAGCAAGUUCAAAUCUAAAAGUCAAAUUAAAGUUGACACUGGUGGUGAGCAGAAUGUCCUGGAAGCUGUCAGCAAUGGUGCAUCUGCAUCUAUUGGGCUUGUGGCCAACAUCGCCGCUAACCUGAUUGCUUUUCUCGCCAUUUUGGGCUUCAUAAAUGCUACUCUCAAAUGGUUGGGAGGCAUGGUGGGAUACCCAGAUGUCAGUUUUGAGUUGAUCUGCUCCUAUGUGUUUAUGCCGGUGGCCUUCAUGAUGGGAAUUCCAUACGACGAGUCUUUUACAGUGGCUGAACUUAUUGGCACUAAACUCUUCCUCAAUGAGUUUAUAGCCUAUGAGAAGCUGGCAGGGUACAAAAACAACAGACUUAAUGGCAUUUUAGAAGAAACAGUGCUCUCAGUUCGUUCAGAAAUCAUCUGCACCUAUGCCUUGUGUGGCUUUGCUAAUUUCAGCUCUCUUGGUAUUGUGAUUGGAGGCUUGUCUUCUAUCUGUCCAUCAAAGAAGGGUGACAUAUCUGCUUUAGUGCUCAGAGCCUUGUUCACAGGCACAUGUGUUUCCCUGAUCAAUGCCUGUAUUGCUGGUAUCCUUUUCGUCCCUCCAAUCGACUGUGUGGAUCUGUUUCAAAACACAGUCUUCAAUACCACAGUACCCAACCUUGACAAAUGCUGUAAGGAUCUUUUUGAAAGCACUAUCAACAAUGGAACAAUUUCUUUUGAGGGGUCCUGGAGUGGAGUGAAAAAUGCUACAAUAUAUUUAGCUAACUGCUGUGACCUCUAUGAGACAACUGUGUGCAUUUAGUCUGGCCAAGAGGUAACAAUACCACAAUGCAGAAAACACAUGUCAACUAAAUAUAAUGACUUUAUUUAUUCAAUUCCCACAUUUUAAAAUGUACGUUCAAUUGAUAUACUGUCACUCUACAAAAAUGAUGGGUUGUUUUAACCCAUGUUUGGGUUUAAUAUAAAAAUUUUAACCAACGAUUGGGUUUGUCCAUAUUUGACCCAACCAUGGGUUGAAACAACACAGCAUUUAAUGGACACAGUAUAUUUGAUUAUAUUUGGUCAUUUACCUAUUAAAACCUAAUUUCUUUAUAGAUAUAACACUGUAUUUGAGAACAAUGUAUGUGUAAGUAUUUUAUUUUUAUGGUUUGUUUUUAUGUAAAAGUUGUACAUUUAAUUCAGUUUGUGUUGUCCUGUCUUACAAAAUAGUUAUAAUAAUUUUUGGAAGUUACAUCCAAUGACGUGAUAUAUAUCCACAAUAGAUAUUAAGGCGUGGCAGUGACUACUGUGUUAUUGUACUGCAAUAAUGGCCAUAGGGCUCUUUGGUCGGGGAAACAGUUUUUUUAAGAUAUGAGGCACUGGACUCUGUCUUUGGACUGUAAAAUGAGUCAAAGAAAUUUCAACUGCUAUUUACAUGUUUAUUUUACAAAAAUAAAUAACAAAACACAACAAAAACUCCUAAAAUACUUAUCCUUAUAAACAUACUGCUAAGCUCUCUCUAAUACUCUAAUACACUACAAUUCGCAUUGUUUCUACAAUAUAAACCCUAUCUUAUCAUUUCUGACCACUAUCUGUGGUCACCCUUUAUCUACACCUAAACAAGCACUGUUUUUAAUGUAUGAGUCAGUCUUGCUGUUUAGCAUGAGCAAUUUCCACAGAAUAUUGAUUACUAAUUCUUGUGAAUGGGGUAAUGGUUUAGACAGCUACAUUUGAUUUACGUUAUUUUGAAUGAACAUACAUUUCAAUAUGUUUGCUGUGUGUGUGUGUAUAUAUCUAUAUACCAUUUAAUUUUUAGAGUUGAUAAGACUUUUUAAUGUUUUUGAAAGAAAUCUCUUAUGCUCACAAAAAUAUUAGCCCGGUUGUGUGAAGUUGCAGGGAUCUAGAGAUAUAUGACACAUGCACAGUCUGAAAGGUCAGUAGUAAAUGGCUUUACUGUGACAAUAAAGUUCAUGAUUUUCGCUCUUCUAGGAGACACAUUUGAGAUGAAAACAAAUCUGGACU